CAUCCCGUCUUUUCGGUGGCCAACUUUGAAUUCCCUAGUGGACCCUUUGGGGCAGUUAGUUGCGGACGUCCAUUUACUAGCUCAACCGGCAGCAUUUGCUAUUUCCACAGCCACCGUGGUGACCUCGCUUGGGAAGGACAUCCUUUUCCUCUGCUUUGGCCUCGUCAUGACUUGGCCUUGUUUGGUCUUGUCUAGUCUCAUCCGAUCUCCCAUUUACUUUCAUCGUACCCCUCCCAGUGGUCGGUCCAUCCCUACCCAAACGUUCUAGUAUCUGUCCCAAGAGAUCUCCGGCCGAUCCAGGUGACCCGACCCAGUUACCGACUGUUGUCCCAGGUACAUACUACUGGGCUGUCUCCAUAAUUGUGGGUGGAUGCCCUCGUGUCUGGCUGUUACCGAGCUGCGUAACGAUCAGCAUCAGCAAUAAGGUGUAGAAGGUGGUGAGAACGAUCUAAGAUCCAAGCCCACAAAGUCAACCUAGAGGGCCUUAAAGGGAUUAAAGAGCUUGUGUGGCGGUUGUACUCCUCUUCCACUUGGGCCUCGACUGUUACUACUCGAGACGGAGAGUUUGAGUGCUGGCUAGUUGACUACGCUUCGACUUUCGACUUGUUAGCCUGGCACACUUGACUACUGCAACUACUCCAACUGCAAGUUCGUCACCACGUUCAAGUCAUCAGUGAUCUGGCGCCUACUGCAACAUCUAGUUCUCUUUCUAGCUUGGUUUCUCCUAUCGUGGAUCUCCGAGGUCCCUCCUGGACUAAAUACCCCCCUUCAAAGAGCGGCUUUACGUUUGAUUUGACUUCACCCUUUAUUCCGUUUAAUUCCUUUUAUUGCACCAGGAACCCUGAGCCUGUUGCACAAGCGCCCCCGGCACUUUGAUCAGACCCACCGUCGUCUCAUCUCGGGGAAAAGAACGCUUUAGUAUUGUUGUCCCUUUAUUUUUUUUCCUUUCUGUUCUUCUCUUGUUUGUUUCGCGUCGUGGUGGUUUAGGCGUGUCUGGGUUCUCUUCAUCUGGCCAUAUCAUCGAGAACUGUGGGCUUGGAUCCUAUCUUGUCUUGAGUUGUCUUGCUGUGAGACUCCAGAACCAGAUUCCAUCCAGCCGAAGAGGACCUGUUGAACUACCUUACCAUGUCCAUCGGUGGCCCUUGUCUCUGGGUGCCUUCUUUGUCCUCGCCAGUCGCCUCGCCACUGUCUGCUGUCACUUCGCACCUAUCCGCAGUAGCUCGUCACGGAGAGUGGGUUUCUUCGGCACCACGGAUAACCUCCCCGCUGUUGAUUCUGCCUAGAGAUCGAGAGGCUACUUCUCAGAGUACGUCGUCGUCGGCUGAGAUGCAACGGACUGGUGCUACGGCUGAAAAUGCCUUGCCCACUCCGGUGCCAAUCCCGGGGAUCACGGCGGGGUCCGGAUCGUAUCGUGAGGGAGAAAUCCCAUCGCGAGAGGCGGUCAACCAAAGAUCGGGAGGGGGAAGAGAAGACUUGUUGCCUCGAAUGAAGCUGGAAAUUCCUGGGGGAGGUAAUACGAAUCAUGCGAUGUCGCAGCCGCAGGUUGGGUUCGGUCGCUCUGGCGAGCCCAUGGGCACCUCCCAGUCGGUUCUUGAAGCAAACGACGAUCACGACAAGGAGUCGACGAUUAGCCCUUCUGACGAGAAGGGAGAGAUGAUUGGUGAUGAUGAAAGCAAUCGAUCGCCCUCGUUGGAGAAGAAAAAGAUGAAGAGGUUCAGGCUUACGCAUAAUCAAACUCGCUUCUUGAUGAGUGAGUUCACCCGUCAAGCGCACCCAGAUGCUGCUCAUCGAGAGCGUUUGUCGAGGGAAAUUCCCGGCUUGACGCCACGUCAGGUCCAGGUGUGGUUCCAGAACAGGAGAGCUAAGCUCAAGCGUUUGACUACAAAUGAUCGCGAAAGGAUGCUAAAGUCGCGAGCACUGCCGGACGACUUCGAUACGACGAAAGUCUUGCGUACGCCAUUUGAAAGCAAAUCCACAGGUCCGACGCCAGUGGCAUCGCCCCAUGCUUAUGGAGCCCCAAAUCCAGAUUUUGCGUCUCUCAGGGCACUUCGCACGGAUUGUUUCCAGCGACAAAAUGAAGACGACUACCUCGUCUCACCCCUUAGUUCUGCGUCGACCGCAGGAACGUACCUGUCUUCUGCUGGGCGGAGUGACGGACUACCCAGCUCUGGCAUGAUGUAUGGCCGACCAGCAGCGUCUGCUUCCAUGUCUGAUCUGCAUAGAACGAUUCGGAACGACUACUCGAUUACCAGGUCUAGCAGCUUGUCAGACGCGUCGUCUCAUCCUCAUUCCUUCCAUCAUAGCAUGCAAAUGCAUAACCGCUUUGCCCCAUCCUCAAAUCCUUCUGGUCUGCCUUAUAUGCGGCAACAACACAUGGAAUACGGGGUUCCUCGUCACCCAGGUGCAAUGGUAGCACCUUAUGAUCAACACCAGCCAUUUGAGGGCUCUGUGUCCCCAACGGAAUCUCAGGGCACACCUAUGGGAUAUGAAAUAAGCAAUAUCAGCUCGCAAUCUCAAGGUUAUCAGUCGCAGCUCGCGAUGUCCACUCCAAAAGACUAUAGUGCGCUGGGCAUGGGCGCCCAGCUCUCAUCGCACGCAAGGCCCCUAUCGACUCUGCAGUCUGUGCCUGUCUCCGCUCCGCAAGACUAUAGACACUACUCGUACGGCAACCCCUUAGCACCUAUGGGUACCAUGCCCUACGCUCAAUCAAACGCCUCCGCCAUAAGCCUCCCUCCCUCCUUUGCCCCGACCGAGUCCACUUCCGCCUCACAGGACCAGGUGCCGCAGAAUCAGCAAGGCCUCCAGUCUCUCCGAACCAAGUUCGGCAAUCACCCCUUCAACUACACGAGCUAUAUCCAACAAUAAAUGCAUCAUAAGGCAGGACCACAUAAAAGCAAUAUACUCUGGAAGUUUUCUCUUCAGGCUGAUCUGGGUAUCCCAACUCUUCUUUCCUUUUCCCUCUUCUGUCUCUUUUGAAUUUUGUCUCUUGUUCACUGGGUCUCUUUUUUUGAGCCGUUUGGUACGGCAUACAAGUAUAACAGCGUGUUUUAAUCCUAAUGCUUCUACAGCCAAUUUUCUAUUUUGCUAUCUUCUCAUCUCUCAUCCUUGUUGUUUACCUAUCAUUUCUUUUCUCUCUUCCGCCUUUUUGUCUGACUUUUCAUCUACCAUUGCGUUGGGUUCUUAUUGCAUUUUCUCCUUCCUCGGGCCGGUCACCUCAGAUUGCAAGCAAGUCUGUUUUUAGCUUCUGUUCUGCUUCUUCUGUGGUUUAUAUACGGGUUGGUUUUGGAGGCUUAGGAUCUCCAAUUUACCCUUUUGAACUUUAGCGUUGAUUCACUUCUCGCAUUAGCGAAAGCUGGUCUAAUGUUAAUCGUUGUCGUC
Molecule: messenger RNA, 3378 nt
Organism: Penicillium brasilianum
Lineage: Eukaryota; Fungi; Ascomycota; Eurotiomycetes; Eurotiales; Aspergillaceae
Source: the annotation of a GenBank genome assembly